AUGAAGCCAAGAGAGCUCAUGGGUGAACUGUCGACCCCAGAAAUCGAGGGCAUAUACGAGACACAGAUGAGCUUAGAGUUUAGAGUACUCGUGCAGCUGGGAUGUAUUUGCGCCGUGGAUCAAAAAGAAGCGAGACGAUUAAUUCAAUUUGGAUCAAACAAUAUGGAUUCUUUCACACUGAGUCAGUUACAGUUCAAGAGUGUUGCACAUCAGCCUUAUUUACAAAAAGUAGACGGUGUAUCACCAGUGAAACAUAUCUAUCUCUACCAACAUGCGGCGCUCAAUUCUAGCCGGAGUAUGUGGGCUCUAAUUCUAGGCCCAGUCAAGCGCGGGUAUAUCUUUGUACUGGACACGGUGAAAACCAACCAGGUGCCUAAUAUGAACACGCUGUACACCACAGAGAGGAGUGCCAAAAUAAAUCUCGGCACCGACGAAAGCACACUACCCGGCGCGGAACUAACAUGGGAAGUGACAGUAGAAACAGAAGCGCGCGCAGUAUGGCGCGGGGUCCAGCGAGCCUUGCAGCGGUACCGCGACGAGAAGUGUGGCCCGACGCUGCUGGCUAUCCAGGCUGCGUUGUCCACGCCCGCGCUCAUGGCGCUUAUGCCUGGUCUAUCGGAUUUCCCUCUGGUGCCGUUACACGUGCGUGACGUAGAAACGCUUUACAACACGCUAGAGUGGCAGAAAGUCGGCGCGCGCGCAAUCGUGCGCCACUACUUGAGUCUAGAGGCCGCGUUGCAAUUGACUGUAGAGCAAUGCAGAUAUUUCCACGUGCCUCUAGGCAACAUGCCAGCGGAUCCGACGCUGUUCGGCGCGGACCUGUUCUACGCGCGGCACCUGGUCAAGCACAACUUCGUACUGUGGUGUUCCAACCUCGAGCGCCCUGACUUGGGCGGUCGGGAGACUGACGACAACCGAUUAGUGAGCGAAGUGGAGGAACUAUCCGGCUGCACGCACAACGCGAGCGGCGCCUACAACACCGUGUGCGUGGAGCUAGAGAGCGACGCGCUGGCCGUGUGCGCGCUGCUACAAGCGCAGCACGUGCUGCAGGCCGAGGGCACCAGCGCCGCCACCUCCUUCGGCGCGCAGCACGCCAGCAUCCAGCAGGCGCUGCACCACACCGGCGCCAACGCAUCCCUAACCUACGACGAGGCGGCGCAGGUGAGCGGCGCCUUCAAAGUGCUGCGCGGCAUGAUCGCGUCGUGGCUGCGUGACGUCACGCAGUACAAGAACGUCUUCGCCGACUUCCAGAUCUCACACUUCUAUAGAUGGCUAAAGACUCCUACAUCGCUGCUAUACGACCCAGCGCUCCGGCGGACUCUAUACAACUUGAUGAAGAAGUUGUUCCUUAUGCUGGUAGCAGAGUUCAAGCGCCUGGGCUCGCUUAUCGUGUACGCGGAUUUUAACAAGAUUCUGCUGUGCACUAAGAAGAAUUCGGUCCUUGAUGGCAUUGGUUACGUGGAGUUCGUGGUGCAAAGCAUCAGGAACAAAGAACUCUUCCACGGAAUCGACAUCCGAUACAAGCAGUGCUGGUCCUACCUACUCUGGUUAGACGAGGCCAACCACGCUGGAAUACAGGGUAAACUGCCUGAAGGCCUCGUUGAAGUUGGAUCGUCACAAGUGCCUUCGACAGAAGAAAACGGAGAAGAUGAGGACGGCUCAAUAACGAUGCAGUGGAACCUCGCCCAAUUCCUACCAGCGGCAGUGCGUGAGCAGUUCACGGCAGCUAUAGCCGGCUUCCUGAGCGCAGCGUACUCGGAACCCGCGCGAUUGCCCGCGCUGCUACAAGGAGAAAUUGCUCAGAAGCUGUUCCAAGUGACAGAGAAGAUCCACAGUCGCAUGCCGUCUCUACGCGCGGCGGACGUGACGCCGCAGCCGGGGCUCCGCUCGGACGCGCUGCCCGCCGGCGCCACGCCCGCGCUGCUGUACGUCACCGCCGUCUGCAAGGCGCUCUCGCUGGACGCGGCGCUGCAGCACGAGGUGACCCUCCUCAGACGUAAUCUCUUACGCCUGAUCGGCGUCGGCGAGUUCAGCUCACUGGCUGAGUGGCGCGACCCGUGCGCGUCGUGCGUGCUUAGCGAGGUCAUCUGCAAGGUGUGCAACCACUGCCGCGACCUCGACCUCUGCCGCGACCCCGGGCGCGCGCUGCAGGGCGACGUGCCGGUAUGCGUGUGCCCGACUUGCGGCACGGCGUACGACAACCAAGAGCUGGAGUGGAGACUGAUCGAGACCAUGAACAGGCGAGCGAUGACCUACACGCUCCAAGACCUCAUCUGCAGCAGGUGCCAUCAGAUAAAGCGCGAGAACCUAUCAACGGUGUGCGACUGCGCCGGUGACUUCGCGCCUCUAAUGCCCGCGCGGGAGGUGCGCGCGCAACUCGACACCUUAGCCACCAUCGCGCGCUACUACCGCAUGCCGCUGCUCAUGGAGCUUAUACAGUUCAACCUGGCCAACAUGUGAUAAUUAGAAUAAGAAUUGUGUAACAAAUUAG
Molecule: messenger RNA, 2491 nt
Organism: Ostrinia furnacalis (Asian corn borer)
Lineage: Eukaryota; Metazoa; Arthropoda; Insecta; Lepidoptera; Crambidae
Product: DNA polymerase epsilon catalytic subunit A-like
Exons: 17
Coding region: 1-2460 (819 amino acids)
Biological process (GO): DNA replication; mitotic cell cycle; DNA replication proofreading
Cellular component (GO): epsilon DNA polymerase complex; nucleus
Molecular function (GO): DNA-directed DNA polymerase activity; zinc ion binding; single-stranded DNA 3'-5' DNA exonuclease activity
Source: RefSeq, a predicted model, not a curated record